AUGUUUAUAAGUUGUAUUUUAGUCUUCAUUAAUGAAGUGAAUUGUACUCACAGCAGAAGUUGGUGCUUACGACAGCAUAAAACUAAACAAAAUGAACAUGUGAAUCAAGAAAAACAGUCAAAACACUAUGAAGUCGACAGACGAUUUCCUUUCCGCGCGAAAAAUACUCAUCAAAUUCAAUCAAAGAAGUAUUUUCUAAAAAGUAUACAAUUAACUGUUAUGAGUUUAUCUUUUAAUAAUUCUUUUAUUGAUAUUAUACUUUUUCCAACUUCUAUUAUGAUGCAAAUAUUCCCUAAAUAUGAUUUAGCAAUCUAUUCUUUUAUUAAAUAUAUAUUUAACUGGACAAUGGCAAAUAAUUUUACAUUUAGCGCCACAUUAAGCAUGCAAUUAUACCUUAUAAGUGAUUCAUUAAAACAAAGUCAAGGUGUUCAAUGUCUUAGAAAGUAUUGUUUAAUCAAUACUAGCGGUAAUAAUUCAUCAUUUAAAUUAUCUUAUGCACAAAUAUUUUUAAUUUGGUUUACUAAUGCUGGUUUAUAUGCAAUUCUUCCAUUAUAUCUUGAUUUGAUUAAAUUAUCCAGGCCUAGUAUAAAUACUCAAAGUCAAAAUUUAUCCCUAUUGGCUAAAUUCUCAUGUAUUGUGAAUUCUUGCUUAGUGAAAUAUUUGCAUAUUUUUUACACACUACUGUCUUUUUCUCAAUUAGUAGUAUCAUUGAUUUUCUUACAUAGAGUACAUGCAUUAAUUAUUUGUGUAAAAAAUUUAAUUCAUUCAACAUCUAAUGAAAUUCCAGUGGAUUCAAUGAUUAAAAAUAUUGAAAUUAAAUCAAAUUCAUCUUUUAUUACAUCAAUACAAUCAAAAAUUUCAAACAGAUCAUCAACUUUAAAAUUUAAUGCUUUAUUGGAAUAUACUCGAGGUAUUUGGAUUAUACGUUUAUAUGGGAUAUCUGUUUUGCUCACUGGACUAUUGUGCACACUUCAAAAUCUGCUGAAAAGUUUUGAUUUCAACAUUGAUUUCAAUGUUACUUCAUUGACUAGCAAUCUUCUACUAUUGAAAACUUUAUCAGAUCCAAUACUAUUGACUUAUGGAUUCAAAAGUUUACGUGUCACCAUGUUUGACAUCUGCAGUCUUUGUCACUAUUGUGACAUAGCAUCAGAAAAAUACUUGUCGUCAACAUUUGCGGCUUAG
Trichobilharzia regenti is the source of this 1182-nucleotide messenger RNA. The record is from the annotation of a GenBank genome assembly. NCBI's taxonomy places the organism in Eukaryota, Metazoa, Platyhelminthes, Trematoda, Strigeidida, Schistosomatidae.